AUGUUACAUCUGGACAUACAGUCCGUGCGUUUGGGAGGGAAUGACUUAUUGCGAGUCACGACACAUAACACCCGAACCCUAUUGUAUGAACACUUCGGACAGUUGUCUCCGGGGGUUAUACUCAUCACUACCCGACAUAAAGUGGUUCGGGUUGUGCUCACCCUAUCACCGGACAGGGAUGUGGACAGGGAGUGGGAUGUCGGCUAUAACACCAAAGAUCUGAGCGCACAGUUUACCCGUAUUGACAGCGCCGGUAGUUUCGUAUUCCCCUACUAUCACAAGGACAUGGAUUUGAAAGGAAAUGGAUUAGACUUUAAUCUACUGUUUGAGGCCAAGUCUGACACCAAGAAGUUGUUGAUGAAUGUGGCGGACAGUGAUUUGAAUGGAGGGACAGUUAGCUUCCGGUUUGUGGACAAGUACUCGGAGCUCAACCUAUUUGACGCAAAUCAUACGAAACCAGAGUUUUUGCUCUCAAAGGGACAGCAAAUCCUGGUUAUGGUCCGCGGGUUCCGGAAAUCUGACACAAAUCCCGGGAAUGCCUUACGUUUGGACUACGAAAUGGUUAACUCCCGGUGCAGUCAGUAUGAGCUAUUACAAGAUAUUGAUAGUCCCACCAUGGUCAAUAUGCAAUUACCGACUGAAACAGACCUACAAAAAUUAACCAGCUAUAAAUGCGUGAACAUAGUUGAGCAUAAAUAUGAACAAGCAAAACUGUUACUCGAAUUGACACAUUUCUCACAAUUCAUAAACACCGGGGAUAUUAUGCGCGUAUUGGACGGCAUAUCCCGGGAUUCCCAACCCAUGGCUGUUAUUGAGACCCAACUGUUGAACACGUAUUGGAGGCAUAAGUACUUGUAUUCGACGGCAAACCGGUUGUGGAUAUCGUAUGAAUCACAACAUGUGGUCAAUACGAGCCAAUCCAAGGGUAACGUCAUUGGCGUCCGAUCAAUAUCCCAAGGCGGGAACUACCGUUUCAAUGAGACGACAUCCCUUAUGGCACUGGAACUCAACACUAAGACUAAGCCUCUAUUGCCUAUUGUAUACACAUUUGAUGCCGAUAUUGGCUAUCAAUUAGUGGUUGACUUUAAGGACAAUCAAAUACCACCGGGAAAUGGAUCCCUUCUAAAAGUCUACGAUAACACCGACCGGACAUAUGGACAGUCACUCAUCGACCUACAGUCCCAGACAUACCCCUAUGUCUAUGACUACGCUAUCGCUUCAAACACCAAUCAAUUGAUGCUCAAGAUCUCUCAAUGGGUUGACAUUAAGCUAACUGUCCGUAAGUUUGUGGCUAAUGGUUGUAAUGCCACAGCCGGGGACAGGUAUACCAGUUAUAGUGUGUCCGGUAGUUGUCAGCCAUUGUGCUCGUGGCUCAUCCCUGGCCGGCCUAAUACCACCGGCACCCGUAUCCUACACUUCAGUCAACUCUCGAUGGAUAUGCCUAACGAUUAUGUCGAGUUGGUCAGAGUGCGUGAUAAUCUUACCAAGCUACUCGUUGUUCAAGGGGUGACCAGGUUACCUGAUAUAAUGAUACAAUCUAAUGAGACCCAUGUGUUAACUACUAAACGACAAUGCUCAAAUAAAACCACGGAGCAAGGCCAAUUUUUGGUUGCAUCGGUAUCAAACUUGGCCAGGGACGUGACCACCAGUAUCAUCAAGGUUAAUGAUACCGUUUCGACAGUUAAAUUGCAAACGUACAACUUUCCGGAUAGUUAUCCCAUAGUAACAAACUUUGCAUGGGAAGUUAUUAGCACAAACUACACGGCGGUGGAUAGGAUUGCGAGCAGGGACAAAUCGGUGCAGCUACAAAAUGUAGCUAGCUUAUCGAGCGAUAUGGUUCUGACAUUGCCAUUUUGGGCUAAACUUAAUGCUUACCUAGUGGCUCAAGUGUACCCGGGCAAGUUAGACCUUGCUGGUGUCAGCGCUACACUAACCCCAUUAAAAUGCGGCGGUGAGUACCAAGUACAAACUGGAAACCCGCUGAUUAUACAUAUGCCUGAUUAUAUAAUUGGCAACGCGUACCGGUGCUUAUGGAAAGUUACCGCUGCUAAGGAUUAUCCAUAUUACCAAGAUAACAAUCUGGAGUUUGUAAUACAUUCACCACAAUUCUCGUCCACUGGUGGCUACUUAAACGUAUACGAUACUAAUUCAAUACGCGAUAAAAGCAGGAUAAUUUAUGGCUAUGGCUACGAUUUUCAUGGUAAACACAAAAGUUCAACAAACACCAUGAUAAUCGAGUAUACCGUGGCCGAAUCUGGAUUGAAUAAUAUCUAUUUAAAUGUCACUACUAUUGGGUGUGCCACAAUGUGCAAUAAUCAGGAACGGUGCCUAUUAAAGCGGUUUAAGUGCAAUGGACAAAACGACUGUGGUGAUUGGUCGGAUGAGAGGUAUUGUGACACGCCACAACCAGAACCAACACCUCGGACAAUUUAUGUGCACACUGGAGUAAGUGGUUGGAUAGUGGUCGGGGUGAUCGUCACACUGUCAAUGGCGGGAAUAGUGGUGUGGGUUGUGGUACGGGUGGCUCGUAAAAGGGGCUUUGGCUACGCCACACAUAUUGAUGGCGAAUGAGAUAUUAUACGAUAAAAUUUGACCAGACACAAUUUUAAAAUCUGGUUCACAUUAUAAUAUUGGCAACAUUGCUAUGCUUACAUAAGCAUGCAUGACAAAUUAUUUUUCA
This is a messenger RNA of Oppiella nova, 2680 nucleotides long. The record is from the annotation of a GenBank genome assembly. Lineage: Eukaryota; Metazoa; Arthropoda; Arachnida; Sarcoptiformes; Oppiidae.